Molecule: messenger RNA, 1566 nt
Organism: Schistocerca gregaria
Lineage: Eukaryota; Metazoa; Arthropoda; Insecta; Orthoptera; Acrididae
Product: DALR anticodon-binding domain-containing protein 3
Exons: 7
Coding region: 120-1382 (420 amino acids)
Biological process (GO): tRNA C3-cytosine methylation; arginyl-tRNA aminoacylation
Molecular function (GO): tRNA binding; ATP binding; arginine-tRNA ligase activity
Source: RefSeq, a predicted model, not a curated record
UCUUUGCUAUUCGGCAAUAGAACAGUUGAUCCAGACUUGUGGAUGCUGUGUUGUUUACAAGUGCAUGGCUUAGCGUCAAAGAAGUAUGCUUGCGGUUUGUUUGUAAGACUAAUGCGAUUAUGGAUCACGAUGUAAUAAACGCAUUUGUUGAAAAUCUCUGCAAUCAUUUUAACUUAACUAAUGAAUCAGUAAAAUGUAACGUACGUAAGCACAGUGAGAAUUUACUUCGUGAUGGUGACAUGAGUUUUCCCCUUUAUUAUAUUAUGAAGAACAUUAAAGAAAAUAAGCCAGACUGUGAACUGCCAACAGCCACAAUUUUGGAGAGCUCUGGUACUUUAGAGUCCAUAAGCGAGUCGGAUAGCAAGAAAUGGAACCUGGAAGAGCAGCUUACAUCUCUCAAAGAAGCUAGUGCAACUUGGAAGUUAAGAAUAGAAAAAUGUGAGAUUCAGAGGAACCGCGUCGUCAUUUAUUUCCAGAAGGACUAUACAUUUAGAACAACCCUCAGAAACGUACUUCAGGUGCAGCAUUUGUAUGGCAGCUGUCAGAAGAGAAAGCAGGGGAUUGUCAUUGAGGCCUCUGUUUCAGAAGGAGAUGAUAUGGACUUGAGCCAACUGAGGGUUAAGUACCUGAAAGAUUUUGCUGUCAGGGCAGCAAAACAAUCAGGUUAUAACACAUUUGACAGUAGUGAGGCAUGUGAUUGUAUUGGCUUCAUACUGACUACAAAAUCCAGUAAAGAUCUACCAGACAGAAUGAAAGCAGUUAUUUGUGGAGCUGUUGUUAAUGCCAAAAGUAGAACAAAAGAAACUGACAUGUUGGCAAAAGAAUACUUAAGAUUGCGAGAAAGUGACAUGAGAACUGCAGCACUGCAUAAAUAUGGCACUGCUGUGGAAGGUGAUGUUAAGUGGAACAGUUUGAUUUCUUCUCUAGGUGAAGCAGCUGUCAAGAUGGAGUUGCUUAAAGUAAAACCAUCGCAAACUGUUUCACUGUCUCUGGAAUCUGACUACAAAGUUUCAAGGGAACGUAGCAGUAAAGGCGCUACAUUUGUAUUGUACAAUUAUGCCAGAAUAACAUCAAUUCUUAAACAGUUCCAUGAGAAGGAAGAAAAGAAAUUGUAUCCUACCUUGCUAACUUUGGAUGAGAUUGACUUCGCGUUACUGAAGUGUGAUGAGGAGUGGCAGCUCUUGCAUUUCAUUAUAGUUUAUCCAUCAAUUGUGAAUUCCUUGGGGAAUGAUCUUGAGAAAGGCAUUCUGAAGCCCCAUGUAAUUUGUGUAUUUCUCAGUGCAAUGUGCAAGACCUUCAGUGUUUACUACCGCAGAAUUCGAAUUCUGAGAGUACCAGGAGAAUAUUUCAGAAUUCAGUAUUCCUCACAAGACUGCAACUGAUGCACCAGUUUGUGAUGUAGGAUCAUGUUCCUGCAAAAUAGUUACCAGCUGUCUUAUUCACAGUAUUAUGUGAAGCUAGUUUUCUUAUUGCAUGGUUCUGUUUUAUAGUACUUGAAGAAAAGUGUUACAUUGCUGUAAUGUAAUGAUCAAAGAUAUAUUUUUAUUAAACUUACAUUAAUUGACA